CACACAAACCAACACUGACAUCACAGGGGCACAGAGGUCAGGGGAGGAGACGGAGAGCCCUCUUUAAGAUCACCGCGCUCUCCCAACCCCCCUCCUCCUCAUCGCCCCCCCCCUCUCUCUCCUCUCUCUCUUUGCAUUGUGUCACUCUAGACCAGGUCGUAGGUAACUAGCAAUUGAGGUCUUAAAUUCUUGCUCGAGGUGAAGCAAGGCACGCUGAUGCAGGAGCUGAAUCGCGAGGUGCCUUGAGGGUCUUGCCAAGGCUUGCGAGGUUCCAUUUUGCUUCCACCCCUGAGCUUGCAGUUGCGUUUGAGUGCACCUCUGAGGCUUCUGAUUGGCCCUCGCGCUCCGUACUUAAAGCUCACGGUCUCGUCCAUGGUGCUGGGGCUUGCAAGGCUUGCUGGUUCUUGCUAGCUGCUGCUUCUUGGUCAUCGAACUGAAGAGUGCUGUGCAGUUGGUCUUGGUCCAGUGUUCUUGGCAUGUUCCUGAGAUCGAAGAUCCAGGAGAUGAUCCUGAGAAGGAGGUCCAGGUCGAUGAACAGCGGCGCCGCCGCGCAGCGGGGCCACGCCUCCGAUCAGCUCGCGAGCUCGUCGACGGUUCCAUGCGACGGCGACAGCGCCGGCGCCGGCGGCAGAAAGAGUGCCACUGCGCGUGCCCUGUUCGCCUCCCCGAGGCUGUUGCACUCUUCCUCCCUGCCCACCGGCACCGUCUUCGCCAAGGGCCCCGUGCCGGACGCCGAGUCCGAGACGGCCUUCUCCAUGAGCCCGACCUCCGUGCUCGACGCGGCGGCGUCCUUCAGGUCCGGCACCGACGCCGCCGGCAGCAGCAGGCGCCGGCCGUGGCGGGACAACGCCCUGCACGGCCUCGCGGACGCGCUGGACUGCGGCGACCAGCAGCCGGAGGGGAUCGUCCUCGCCGCGACGUCGCCGUCGCUGCUGGUCAGGUCGUGCUCCCUGGACCGGCGCGUCGAGUUCGGCGUCAAGAACAAGAGCUCGUGGCUGCCCCUCCGCGCCUGCAGCGGCCGCGAGGCCACGCCGCCGGCGCCGGCCGACCCGUGGGAGAUGGAGCCGUCGUCGGAGGACUACACGUGCGUCAUCUCCCGCGGGCCCAACCCCAGGACGGUGCACAUCUUCGGCGACCGCGUCGUGGAGGCCGGCGCUGCGGAGGCCAGCGCCGCGGAGAGCUCGCCGCGGCCGAUCAACCUGCCGGCGCGCGGCGACCGGGGCUUCUUGAGCCUGUGAUCGAUCGGCGCCUGCCUGCGUAGUCUGUUUGAUGCCUAGUAGGUAAAGAAAUUUGAGUCUGCUGAGUGCUAUUAUUAAGUUCAGCCUUGAUGUUGCCGUAUUGUAUUGGUUGUUCUUCAGUCUGAUCAGAUGAUCAUAGAUGUUUUGUUGAUCAGAUGAUGUGCUAGACGUUUUGUUCAGGUUGAGCUGAAGCUGUCAUAUAUGAAGUAAUUUCAUCAUGCUGUUACAAAGACAAA
Molecule: messenger RNA, 1474 nt
Organism: Setaria italica (foxtail millet)
Lineage: Eukaryota; Viridiplantae; Streptophyta; Magnoliopsida; Poales; Poaceae
Exons: 2
Coding region: 477-1238 (253 amino acids)
Source: RefSeq, a predicted model, not a curated record